AUGCAGUACUCCUGGUUGCCGCAGGAGCGUCGUGAGGUAAUUAUCCGUGAGAAGCCGCCCUUGGUCAUCUCCAACAAGCGGUUUGCCAGCAUCCAGGCAAAUGCCAGCCAGGCAGCCAAGCAGGAGCGGCUGUACCGCCUCCAGCUGCGUGAGCAAGCAGAGGAGCAGCUGCGUAUCGGCGGGGAGGAGCUGCUACGUCAGUUUGGUGGCAAAAAUUUGGUCAUCACAAAGGCGGAGGAGUGCCGGAGAGAGCUGCAGCAGCAGCGGGAACAGGAGCUGGAGGCCAAGCGACUGGCGGAGGAGGAGGCUGCAGCCGCUCGACGGGAGGCACAGCGCACGCAGAAGGAGCGCAUAGCGGCAGCCAAGAAGCUGCUGGAGGAACUGCGUCCGGGGCCGCGGGAGCUGCAGUGUGCCCGACUGCAGAGCGAGGUGCUGCGCAGUGUCCAAGCCCAGCGAGAAGUGCAGGUGGUGUUUGCCCAAGCUCUGGAGCAGAAGGCGGAGCAGGACAGGCGCAUAUACCAAGAGCAGGUGCUCAACGGGAUUGACGAUACCCAGCGGCGUCGGUCCGAGCGCUGCCAGCAACUACGGGAGCACAAGCAGGAGCUGCUCGGUGCCAUUGCAGAGCGGGAGAGGGAGCGUCAGGCGCUCAAGGCUGAAGAGUACGAGCAGGCACGUCAGGAGCGGGAGAGGAACCAACGGCAGUUAAGGGAGCAGCAGCACAAGGAGGAAGAGAUGGUGGCUGCCAGGCGGCGCCAGAAGCGGGAGGAGGCUCUCGCCUCGCUGGCCAUGGCGGAGCAGCGUCAUCAGCGCCUUCUCAUGCUGGAGGAGGUGGAGCAGGUGCAGUGCGAUAUCCACAACGAGGCAAAGGGACGCCUGGAGCAGAUGAAGCAGGAUCGGGCACGCAACCGCGUCCAGAAACGCAUUCAGCGGAACGAGAAGCUCGCCCAGUUGCUGGCUCCUCGCCUCCACUACAGCGCUGGCGAGGAUGAGGCGCGCCACAAGCGCCAGCUGGUGGAAAUGCAAAAGGCUCACAGUGCAGAGCAGGCCAAGCGUCGCCAGAGUCGCGAGCAAGCCAAAAACUCUCGUUUGGCCAUCCAGCGGGAGGAGGAGCAGCUGGCCCAGGCCGCCAAACAGCAGGCAGAGGCUGACAAAAGCGAUGCCAUCGAUCGUCGGCUGAAGAACGACCUCGUCCACGUGCAGUUCAAGCGGCAGCAGCGCCAGGAGCAGCUCCAGCGGGUGCGGCAGCUGCGCCAGCAGUUGGACGAGCAAGUGAGGCAGCGGCACGAGGAGGAGACACGACCCGAGACCAACUACAAUCGGGAGGCGCAGCUGGAGUGUCUGCGCGAGGAUGCCUUCUUCUUCGACUAUGCCCACCAGCUGAUGGAUGAGGCCCAGGCCAGGGGCUGUCCACUGAAGCCCUUUGUCCGGGCAGUGGGGCAGUACAAGAACGAGAACCGCAUAGGGGCGGGCAUCCGCGUGCCACCGCAUAUGGUGACGCGCCUGCCAAUGGGGCGACGCACUGCGGGCGACAGCGCAGCCGAGACGGAGGUCAAAGCCAAGUCAAGUGUGGAGGAAGCCAAGCUGGUCGAGGAGGAGGAGCAGCAGCGGCGCAAUAUCGAGGAGAGCCUCAAGAAGAUUGAGACAUUGGUGUUGGCCGAGGCCACAGCCAAAGAAGAGAGCAAGAAGGGAUAAAUACUGGCUGGAGGAUCAUUCAUUU
Drosophila guanche is the source of this 1717-nucleotide messenger RNA. RefSeq names its product trichohyalin. The transcript has a single exon. Bases 1 to 1692 code for a protein of 563 amino acids. The record is from RefSeq and is a predicted model, not a curated record. NCBI's taxonomy places the organism in Eukaryota, Metazoa, Arthropoda, Insecta, Diptera, Drosophilidae.